GACAGCAGUGUCCUCAUCACCGCUGGUUUCAGCGGCCAUCUUCUCUCUCCGGCAUCUUCAGUGUCUGUAGUCUCUGGUCAUCUCCUGUACUAUGUCCGCAGUCUCUGGUCAUCUCCUGCGCUGUGUUCGCAGUCUCCGGUCAUCUCCUGCGCUGUGUCCGCAGUCUCCGGUCAUCUCCUGCGCUGUGUCCGCAGUCUCCGGUCAUCUCCUGCGCUGUGUCCGCAGUCUCCGGUCAUCUCCUGCGCUGUGUCCGCAGUCUCCGGUCAUCUCCUGCGCUGUGUCCGCAGUCUCCGGUCAUCUCCUGCGCUGUGUCCGCAGUCUCCGGUCAUCUCCUGCGCUGUGUCCGCAGUCUCCGGUCAUCCCCUGUGUCCGCAGUCUCCGGUCAUCUCCUGUACUGUGUCCGCAGUCUCCGGUCAUCUCCUGUACUGUGUCCGCAGUCUCCGGUCAUCUCCUGUACUGUGUCCGCAGUCUCCGGUCAUCUCCUGUACUGUGUCCGCAGUCUCCGGUCAUCUCCUGUACUGUGUCCGCAGU
This is a messenger RNA of Staurois parvus, 531 nucleotides long. NCBI's taxonomy places the organism in Eukaryota, Metazoa, Chordata, Amphibia, Anura, Ranidae. The record is from the annotation of a GenBank genome assembly.